UUAUCAAAAGUUUGGGAAUGCCUCUUUCUUUUUCUUUCUGUAGGUGAUUCGGGAGCUGUUAAUCCUGCUGUGGAACAGGCUAUUAUUGCCGCCACGUCAAGGCGACACUCUACCGCUGAGUUAUAUCCCUUCCCUUGCCCCCAUCGAGAAAUAGAAACUAAGGAAAAAGAAAAAAGAAAAACGCUUCUAGAUAGGUUUCUACACUCUUAGGAACUCAUGUGGUAUCUGACAAUCUACCUUUGGGCCAGCGUGGGGACUGAAACCGUCCCUUAAUUCAAAGGUGGUAGAUGAGAUGGGUAAAAAUAGAGCAAUGGGAUGAUAAGCCUUACGUUUGAAUUGACAUCAGCAUCCCCCACUUCUACUGAUCCACAGCCACAGGCCCCUUUCCAUGUUAUUCUUCCAUUCUUAAUUGCUCAUCACAGCUUCAACUCUCCCAAGAUUCCAUUUUUAUUGCCUUCCAUUCUAUAAAUCCCUUCUCUCUUCCUCUUCGCCUUCCUCAUCAUAUUCUCAAUUUCUUUCUCUUCUCUGUUUUUCCAAUAACCAGAACCACCGCCACCGCCACCGCCACCGCCGCCGCCAUGGAUGCUCCGGUGCCUCAUUUGGCCAUUCUUCCCAGCCCCGGAAUGGGCCAUUUAAUUCCACUCGUUGAAUUCGCCAAACGCCUUGUUUUGCACCACCAUAUAACUGUCACUUUCGUCGUCCCUUCCGAUCAUCCGCCGUCCAAGCCUCAAAAAUCUCUCCUUGAUUCCCUCCCUUCCGGCAUCGAUCACACCUUUCUCCCGCCGGUUAGCUUCCAUGAUCUUCCCCAUGGAUCCAAGAUUGAAACCAUCAUUACCCUCACUGUUUCUCGAUCUCUCCCAUCUCUUAAGAAUGUACUGAAAUCCAUGGUGACUAAUGCAAACCUCGUCGGCUUGGUCGUUGAUCUUUUCGGCACCGACGCGUUCGAUUUAGCUAGAGAAUUCAACAUUUCCCCUUAUAUUUUCUUUCCUUCCACCGCUAUGGUUCUCUCAUUUGCUCUGUUUCUUCCCAAACUCGAUGAAUCCGUCGCCGGCGAGUACGGUGACCUCCAGGAGCCGAUCCAAAUUCCGGGAUGUAUUCCGAUUCACGGCAAGAAUCUAUUGGACCCAGUUCAAGAUCGGAAGGACGAAGCCUAUAAAUGGACAUUUCACAACAUGAAGAGGUACGUUUUAUCAGAUGGGAUUUUUCUCAACAGCUUCCCGGAAUUGGAGCCCGGAGCUAUCAAAUUUCUCCGAGAAGAGAAACAGGGGAAGCCCCCUGUUUACCCAAUUGGGCCAUUGGUGAGAAUCGAUUCAAAUGGAAGCAACGAGAAGGCAGAGUGCCUGAAAUGGUUGGAUGAACAGCCAAAUGGGUCUGUUCUAUACGUGUCAUUUGGAAGUGGGGGCACUCUGUCUAGCCAUCAAAUCAACGAAUUAGCCAUGGGAUUGGAAAUGAGUGGACAAAGAUUCAUAUGGGUGGUAAGAAGUCCAAGCGAUAAGGUGGCCAACGCUACCUAUUUCAACGUCCAUAGCCACGACGACCCUUUAAAUUUCUUACCAGAAGGGUUCGUAGAAAGGAUGAAAAACAGGGGAUUGGUGGUGCCGUCAUGGGCGCCGCAGACUCAGAUCCUUAGCCACAGCUCCACGGGCGGAUUCUUAACUCAUUGUGGAUGGAACUCAACGUUAGAGGCGGUGGUUAAUGGAGUUCCUCUGAUCGCAUGGCCGCUUUAUGCAGAGCAGAAAAUGAACGCGGUGAUGCUGACAGAGGAGAUCAAGGUGGCGUUGAGGCCAAAAAUGAACGAGAAGGAAGGGAUUGUGGAGAAGGAAGAGAUUUGGAAGGUGGUGAAGGCGGUGUUGGAAGGUGAAGAGGGGAAGAAACUGCGAGAGAAAAUGAAGGAAUUGAAAGAGGCAGGUGAAAGGGCUGUUGGAGAAGAUGGGUUGUCCACUAAAAUAGUGUGCGAGAUGGUUGAGAAGUGGAAGAACAAGAUUUCCACUUGAUUUGCCUUAUCCUUACAAAACCAAUCUCUACAAGAUGUUCAUAUUUAAAAAUUUGAUCUACUUUUGUGACGACAUCAUCGUAAUAUAAUACAAUACAAUAGCACGUUGUACCAUGUUGGUUCUUAAAUUUUCAAUUUUAUAUCCAAGACUCUAUGAAUAAAUCAAGUUAGACCAAGUAUGGAUUCUAUGGGUCGACUUUUGGGUAGCCGAGGUCGAGGAGAAUGGCUUGAGGUUUGGCCUGUUUUCACAUAGUAACAAUCUAUAAUGGGGAGUGGUUUUAUGUCAUUAAUGGUGGGCUGCAAUUGAAGAAUUGACAGUACAGAUCGGAAGGUUGAUAGGACUACGUUGGUGUGGGUGUGGAAGCGCACCCAAUUCCAGCGCACACUUGUAACUAUUCAAUUUUAGUUCCUCUCCAAUUCUCAUA
This is a messenger RNA of Cucurbita pepo subsp. pepo (vegetable marrow), 2418 nucleotides long. The record is from RefSeq and is a predicted model, not a curated record. NCBI's taxonomy places the organism in Eukaryota, Viridiplantae, Streptophyta, Magnoliopsida, Cucurbitales, Cucurbitaceae.